UACGUUAUUUCACGAAAAAUAAUCACUCUUUUCUUUAAUUUUCGUAAAACUUCUCUUUACACCUGUAGCUAACCAAAAAAAAUAUUGUUUCAAAAUAGUAAUUUUAUAAAUACUUAAAUGGAUAUUCAUCAUCGACCCAAUCAUGUUCGUCAAUUAUUUUCUGGGCGUUUUUUAUGCUCUAUUUGUAAAAAAUUUCCCGCUCCUAACUUUUUCGUGAUUGGUUGUCGUGAUAAUAACCAUGUUUAAUCUUUUUUUCUUUUCAAAAUAUGGUUGUUCUUUAAAAUUAAACGUUACGGGGGACAGGCGUUAUUCAUUUGACCUAGAGCAAGGUAGUAUGGAGAUAACAGAUUCCAAUUCACUUCAGCUAAUACAGAACUUUAAAAAAAAAUGGAAGAAAAGACAAAGGUGGAGAUUAUAAUGUACGAAAAGUAGAAGAAAAGUUUAAAGAAAAAAUAAAAUAAAAAUAAAAAAUAAAUUUAUCAAAAUUAUUUUCGUUGUUUUUUUUUACUCUAAUAUAGCGCGAGUUUUAGUGAAAAUUUUAGUGAAAAUUAUUAACGCGAUCUCAAAUUGACAUUUUUAAGGUAAUUUAUUUUCUCUUCUUUUUUACGCGACUCCCUCAAAUAAUUAUUUUUUUCCAACACGUUAAAUUAGAGUAAUUACGGUAUUUUCUUGCGUACCUUGAGAGAAGAAAUUGUUGCGCGACAUAAAGUUGACGGGAUUGACGGAAUUUAAAUUGACGAAAAACAAACAAAAAAAAUAUUUGUUGGAAUUUAAUUUUUUGUCUUGUCUGCUAAAUCCGCCGAUCUUUCUCACCCCCCCCCCCCCAAUUUAUUUCCUAAAUAACGUCCCAUUCUAUGGACAGUUACUAUAUCGCUGAGUUACAAUAACCGUCUCAAAAUCCAUUAAGCUUACCAAAAAAUAUUUUUAGUAAAAUCCCAAGAAUUAAUUUCAAGAUGGUAUCUUACGUGAAGUUUAGCCAAUCACGGAAAGCACGGGCCUAUAUCAUUAGGGCCGUGUUUGGUUUCCUCAUACUUCUCUUGAUAGCAGGUGUGUCGGUGCUAGUUCUUCUUUACGGCACAAAGAAAAAUGAGAACACUGAGAAGAAGGUGGCACCGGAUCACCACUGCAACAACACACUAUGUGAAGUGAGAUGGCACUUCCUAUCAGCUCUUGAUAAAUCUGUAAAUCCAUGUGAUGACUUCUACCAAUACGCAUGUGGUGGAUGGUUGUCAAAAAAUCCAAUCCCAAAUGGAAAAUCAGAAAUUUCAACCAUUUCACAACUUCAAGAAAGACUCUUCAAAAUCGAGAAAUCGAUUUUAGAGAACAAGGAAAAUGCAACAUUAGACAGCGAGGCAAAGAAAAAUAUGUUUCGAUUAUUUGAGAGUUGCAUGGAUGUAAAAGGAAAAAAUAAAUUGGGCACAACACCAAUGGCAAACCUAAUAAAAAAGUUGGGUGGCUUUAAAAAAGUUACGUUUGACGUCUCUGAUGCAUCAAGAACAAACGCGUUAAUGCAAAAGGUUUUUAAAGAAGCAAGCGUUUCUCCAUUGUUCGAGUUUACUGUUGGUCCUGAUCUAAAACAUUCGACCAAUAACAUUAUAAAAUUUGGACAUCCAGGAAGUGCAUUUUUUGAAAAAGAGGAUUUCGAAAACAAGCGAUAUGGAUUUCAAAACAUGUAUGAACGCUUUAUGCUACAACUGGUAUCGGCAUUUUCUGACGGAUUGACUGUCUGGGACAGCAAUAGCAUCGCUUCUGAUCUUUUCGAUUUUGAAAGAAGUCUUAACAAGAUACUAAUAUCCAGCAAAACAUCAAAUUCAUACAAUGUAUACCCAGUUUACAAUCUUCAAAUAUCCUGGAUGAACAUUUUUUUUAGUGACUUCUUAAAAUCUGCUUUUAAUGACGUUGAUAAGAAGAUUAAAUUAGAUGAGAAAGUUCUUAUAACAAAUAAAAAUUACUUCGAUCAAUUAGACUUCUUAUUGUCGACCACUUCCUACAACACAAUCCAUAAUUAUAUGCUGAUAAAAGUUGUGAUGCAUUACUUGGAUGCUUUACCCGAUACCAUUGUCCAGUUGUUUACCAAGCUGAUAGCAUCGAUUAGAGGUCCUGAAACCCCUCCCCCUCAAUGGCAAACAUGCAUAUCAGUGACAGAUAAGCAUCUUGGAUUAGCACUUGGAGCUGCGUUCGUUAAGAAAGCAUUUUCUGAGAAAAGUCACAUAGAGGCGAACAAAAUGGUUGGUGAUCUACGAAAAGCCUUUAAAGAGAUUCUACCAUCACUUACCUGGCUUGACAGUACAACAAGAGAAGCUGCUAGUGAGAAAAUUGACGCAAUUGUUCAACAAAUCGGUUAUCCUCCGUAUAUUUUGAAUCCUAAAAAAUUAGAUGAAAAAUACACUGGGAUGAUGGUUAAUGGUUCUAGUUAUUUCGACAAUAUUUUAUACUUGAAUCGAUAUGAAGCCAUGAGAACGUUAAAAAAGCUUGGAGAAAAAGUUGAUCAAAAUACCUGGCUUCAAACUCCAGCAACCAUCAAUGCAUACUACAGCCCACAGAGUAACCAUAUAGCAUUUCCUGCUGCUAUUCUUCAACCACCAUAUUUUGAGACAGACUACCCGAAAGCAGUAAAUUAUGGUUGCAUAGGGUCUGUUAUUGGACAUGAGAUGACGCAUGGCUUUGAUAAUAAAGGACGCUUAUUUGAUAAGUAUGGUAACCUUCGUGAUAAAGACAAUUCAUGGUGGACGUUGUCUUCUAUUUUAAAUUUUGUCGACAGAAGUAAAUGUUUCAUUAAUCAAUAUUCUGCUGUAGAAGUAGCAGGUGAUUAUAUAAAUGGACAAAAAACACUUGGAGAGAAUAUUGCUGAUAAUGGAGGUAUCACAAUCGCUUAUAGAGCUUUUAAGGAUUGGGAGAAAGAAAAUGGGAAACAACCAUUGCUACAAGGAGUUGCAGAAUCCAAUGACCAAUUGUUUUUUCUUUCAUUUGCACAGUUUUUCUGCUCAGCUAAAACAGAUAAAGCACUUCAAAGCCAACUUAAAACUGAUGUGCACAGUCCAAACAUGGAAAGAGUGCGUGAAACAAUACAGAACACAGCAGAAUUUGCGAAAGCAUUUAAUUGUCCACUUGGUAGUAGGAUGAAUCCCUUCAGAAAGUGCAAACUGUGGUAAUUACAGAUAUUGCAAGCUGUUGUGAUCAUGUUGCAACAAAGCAUGAUCUGGAAACGAAAGAAAAUUACGCACACAGGUAUAUGACAUGAUGCAAAACUUGUUGAACAUAAAAGAAAGGCUAGCCAAUCAUUUUAAAGGUUUUCUUAACCCAUAAAUCAUGUUUGGAAAACAUUAUUUUUUACCUUACACUAGCUACACUAUUUUACGGAUAUAAAUACGCCCAAAAUUUCGUGGAUGGGGGGGGGGGGGUAUUCGUUGUGUACAGUAGUUUUAAAAUACACAUAUAUGCGGCAUUGAAGCUAAUAGCAUUAGCAUUCUAUCCCGCAAUACUUAGUGUUAAUCCCAAAGAAGCUAAACAAUCUCCCGACAAACAAAAAAUCUUACCACAUCGAAGUGAAAAUCUGAAGUCGGUUUUUAGUUAUUUUGUAUAUAUAUUUUUAAUUUUAAUUUUUGAUUAUUACGUGUGUGGUUUUGUUAGAAAUAGUUCAUUGCUCAAAAUUUGUGCGUGUUUUUAUUUGAUUUUUUAUUAAACUUUUUUGUUACAAUUGUACACGUAUUUUUUAUAAGUAACAGUAGAAAAAUCUUUAAAAAUUUAAGUAACUUAUAGUAUAAGCAAGUAUUAAUACAAAAUGUGAUUUAUUCUUUGAAGCUAAUGCGGUCAAACAACAAUACAUUAGCGGGCUUAAGUUCAUUUUAAAGUUGUUUAGCUCAUUUUUGUAUUCCAAGAUGAUGGUUGAUACGUUUAAUAGAAUAGCUUCCUUUUUUUUCAAAGUUUGAACUCAAUAAUUAUUGGGUCUGUAAUUUGACAUCAAAUAGUUUUUCGCAAUAGCAACGCAAAGUUGAAAGAUUUUUAUAAGAAAUACGUGUAUUGUAGGCCUGAUAGAAACUAUUAAUUAUACGUUUAUAUCUUUUUUCUUUCUCAAUUCGUCAUGCGCUGCAAAUUUAUUUCACAUUUAACUCCGAAGAAACAAGUAUUAUUACCCACAUAAAAUACAGAGACAACAAAAUUAAAUGCAAAAUAAUUCCAAAUUAUACUAAGAAUUUGCAUUUUUUAGACUGUCUAACAAUGUCUUUGUCUGUCUAACCUGUGAGUUUUUAUCUAUUUCUUUCGUCCGUAGGGGAAGAUUGGGUCCAUGUCACUUUUGCUUUCAGUCCUCUUAAUGACUUUCAAGCCUUAACCUUUUUUGUUAGUAUGCUGUUUUGGUGCGUUCAUUUUUUUGAGCCGACAACGAUUGUCAUCAAUCUUCCUUUAUUUUAAUUUUCUCUCCAAAUUAAAAUAAUAUUUGUUAUAAUAUUCAUGUUUACACUUUUUCUUAUAAAAAUAAGCUUUAUAAGAAUAUCAGGCUGGGAUUUUAGGUUGAAAACAAAAGGUCUAUUGUUUAGAACUAUGAAUAAUGAAUAAUGACCCCCCUGGUUGGAAUUUUGAUAUUCUUAUACAAAAAAUUGCUUUGCGUUUAUCAUAUCCGCAUAAGAACAUAUAUUUUGCUUACAAUAAUAUGUAAAAAGUUACACAUUUUUAUACACUUCUAGAACAUUUAUAAAAGAUAAUUUUAGAUAUUAGAAA
Molecule: messenger RNA, 4716 nt
Organism: Hydractinia symbiolongicarpus
Lineage: Eukaryota; Metazoa; Cnidaria; Hydrozoa; Anthoathecata; Hydractiniidae
Product: neprilysin-4-like
Exons: 13
Coding region: 954-3152 (732 amino acids)
Biological process (GO): protein processing
Cellular component (GO): plasma membrane
Molecular function (GO): metalloendopeptidase activity
Source: RefSeq, a predicted model, not a curated record